Molecule: messenger RNA, 1122 nt
Organism: Amphibalanus amphitrite
Lineage: Eukaryota; Metazoa; Arthropoda; Thecostraca; Balanomorpha; Balanidae
Product: glutamate receptor 1-like
Exons: 2
Coding region: 1-1122 (373 amino acids)
Cellular component (GO): membrane
Molecular function (GO): glutamate-gated receptor activity
Source: RefSeq, a predicted model, not a curated record
AUGGAGCGCCGUGGCCGUCUGACCCUGCUGGGAACGGAAUGGUCGGCGGUGCGGCGUCCCUUCGUGAACACGUCGGACGUGCCUCUGCGAGUCGUCACCAUCCACGACCCACCGAGCAUCUACGCACAGCAGCACCGAAAUGGCUCUGUCACCUACAGUGGCUACCUGUUCCAGCUGUGGCAGAUCGUAGCCGACGAGCUUGGUCUCAGCUACCGGAUGUCCGCUCCGCUCAGUCCCGGAUACGGCAGUCUGAGCUCAAACGGCACCUGGACCGGCGUGGUGGGGGACCUGGCCUACGGGCGCGCCGACGUGGCGCUCACACUGCUGAACCCCACUCCGGAGCGGGCUGCUGUGGUCGACUUCCUGGACGGGGUGCCCAUGGGGUCCGAGAGCACCACGUUUCUGGUGCGGAGGGACUCAGAGGCGGCGCCGAGCCUGUCGCUAGCGAUGUUCGCCAGCCUGCUGCGGCCGCUGGGCGCCGACGUGUGGUGGACGCUGGCCGCCGCGCUGCUGGCGCUCUCGCUGGUGCUGCGCCUCUCGCUGCGGUUCAACAGCGCCAGAGCCGAGGACGGCCGGCUGGUGCGCGACAUGGGCUGGGGCUCGUGUCUGCUUGCCAUGACCAUGACUGUGUUAGGACAGGGCUGGGACAGGACGCCGCGGUCGCUGGCUGGACGCACUGUCACCAUCUUUGGCUGGAUGAUGGCAAUCCUGAUCUACGUCAAUUACACGGCCAACUUGAUGUCCUUUCUAACGACGCACACGGUCGGUCGGCCCAUCAACAGCGUGCGCGAAUUCGUCCAACAGCCCGCCUGGACUCUGGCAAUACCCGCCGGUUCGCAGAAACUGAACAAACUCAGAUCGAGCCGCGACAGCUUCGAGCGCGAGCUGUACCGACGCUCUACGACCGGCGACAGGUUCAUCUCGAUAUACAAGACGGAGAAGAGACGGGCCGAGUGUGGCUCGCAGGCAGGAUACCGAGAGCUGUCAUUUGGCAACCUGCUGGCCUUCCUGUGUCUCGUCCCUCUCGGAGUCGCCCUCAGUCUGAUCGUCCUGGCGCUGGAACUGCUGAUCUCCAGAGUCAGAUCUCCGAAACGCAGACGGCAGCUGCGCAGCGAAGUGUAG